AUGGAGCCUGGGAAAUUGUUGAGCGGUGAAAGAGGAAGAAGAAGUCCGAGGCUGGAUCUGAGGCUGAACUUGUCGCCUGUGAACUCAUCGUCGGAGAUAGUGACGUGGUCAAACAACUCGUCGGAGACGACGGUGGAGGGGUCAUCGUGCGUGUCUUGGGAGGCAGAAAAUGAGAGCGUGGAGACAAGGUCGAUGCAGCUCGUAGGUUGUCGGCGGUGCCUCAUGUAUGUUCUGUUAUCAGAUGUGGAUCCUAAAUGCCCCAAGUGCAAGAGCACCGUCUUGCUCGACUUCCUCAACGACGAUACCUCCUCCACCACCAAGAAACCAGACAACUAA
Molecule: messenger RNA, 336 nt
Organism: Neltuma alba
Lineage: Eukaryota; Viridiplantae; Streptophyta; Magnoliopsida; Fabales; Fabaceae
Exons: 1
Coding region: 1-336 (111 amino acids)
Source: RefSeq, a predicted model, not a curated record